AUGGUCUUCACCUUCAACUUUCUCAAUCCUCGGCUCCACGGUAGCGACAGAGAUAAAUCAAAACCUAGAGUCCUACCUAGACCAACGACACUACUCUGCAAGUCUGCAACUUCUCCAAAAUCCGACCGGCGACGGCAUCCUUCUGUCUAUUUUCCUGUCUGCAACUUCUCCAAAAUCCGACCGGCGACGGCAUCCUUCUGUCUAUUUUCCUUGUGCUUGACGGGACAAACAAUGGCGACCCAGCCAAAAGAAGAGGAUGUUUCACAAACGGCAGAUAGCCAGCAAGAAGCAACACAUAUGACUGUCGGGUGGGGAGGGAAAAUAGAAGAGCAGUAUAGGAAGAUCAAGGAACAUGCAGAAACAUACCCCUAUGUAUGGGGUUCCUAUAUCCUUGUAUACGGAGGGUUUGGUCUCUGGUUGACGUACAGGUGGAGAAAGCUCCGAAAAACUGAGGACAGAGUUCGAGGUCUUCAAGAGCGACUCCGCAAGCUUGUUGAAGCUGAACAGUUGACGAAUUCUGUUUCAGCAAAAGAGCAAUCUACGAACUCUUCUGUAACAAAGAACGGACCUCCGUCUGCCGAUAAGUAG
Fraxinus pennsylvanica is the source of this 588-nucleotide messenger RNA. The record is from the annotation of a GenBank genome assembly. NCBI's taxonomy places the organism in Eukaryota, Viridiplantae, Streptophyta, Magnoliopsida, Lamiales, Oleaceae.